Molecule: messenger RNA, 2963 nt
Organism: Nannospalax galili (Upper Galilee mountains blind mole rat)
Lineage: Eukaryota; Metazoa; Chordata; Mammalia; Rodentia; Spalacidae
Gene: Poglut1
Product: protein O-glucosyltransferase 1
Exons: 11
Coding region: 57-1235 (392 amino acids)
Biological process (GO): positive regulation of Notch signaling pathway; protein O-linked glycosylation
Cellular component (GO): endomembrane system
Molecular function (GO): UDP-xylosyltransferase activity; UDP-glucosyltransferase activity
Source: RefSeq, a predicted model, not a curated record
UGCUGGGCGGUGCUUCCGCCGGCGUCCGGCGGGGAAUCCGUAGUGGUCAGCUAACGAUGGAGCAGCGAUCGAGCUGUCUGCUUGGACCAUGGAUGCUGUUACUGCUCCUGUCCCCAGUUCAGGGCCGCCAGAAAGAGUCAGGCUCAAAAUGGAAAGUAUUUAUUGACCAAAUUAACAGGUCUUUGGAGAAUUAUGAACCAUGUUCAAGUCAAAACUGCAGUUGCUAUCACAGUGUCAUAGAAGAGGAUCUGACUCCUUUCCGAGGAGGCAUCUCCAGGCAGAUGAUGGCAGAGGUGGUCAGACGGAAGCUAGGAACCCACUAUCAGAUCAUUAAGAACAGAUUAUACCGGGAAGAUGACUGUAUGUUCCCUUCCAGAUGUAGUGGUGUUGAACACUUUAUUUUGGAAGUUAUUCGGCGCCUCCCUGACAUGGAAAUGGUCAUCAAUGUACGAGAUUAUCCUCAGGUUCCUAAAUGGAUGGAACCUACCAUCCCAGUCUUCUCCUUCAGUAAGACAGUGGAGUACCAUGAUAUCAUGUAUCCUGCUUGGACAUUUUGGGAAGGAGGGCCUGCUGUGUGGCCAAUUUAUCCUACAGGUCUCGGAAGGUGGGACCUCUUUAGAGAAGAUCUGGUAAGGUCAGCAGCACAAUGGCCAUGGGAAAAGAAAAAUUCUACGGCAUAUUUCCGAGGAUCAAGGACAAGCCCAGAACGGGAUCCUCUCAUUCUUCUAUCUCGGAAAAAUCCAAAACUUGUUGAUGCAGAAUACACCAAAAACCAGGCCUGGAAAUCCAUGAAAGAUACCUUGGGAAAGCCAGCUGCUAAGGAUGUCCAUCUUGUGGAUCACUGCAAAUACAAGUAUCUGUUUAAUUUUCGAGGGGUAGCUGCAAGUUUCCGAUUCAAACACCUCUUCUUGUGUGGUUCACUCGUCUUCCAUGUUGGUGAUGAGUGGGUAGAAUUCUUCUAUCCACAGCUGAAGCCCUGGGUUCACUACAUCCCAGUCAAAACAGAUCUCUCCAAUGUCCAGGAGCUGUUACAGUUUGUGAAAGCAAAUGAUGAUAUUGCUCAGGAGAUUGCUGAAAGGGGAAGCCAGUUUAUCAUGAACCACUUGCAAAUGGAUGACAUCACCUGUUACUGGGAGAACCUCUUGACUGAAUACUCCAAAUUCUUGUCCUAUAAUGUAACAAGAAGGAAAGGCUAUGAUCAGAUUAUUCCCAGACUCUUGAAAACUGAACUAUAGUAGUCACCACAGGACCAGAGUCCUAUCUGUGACAGUAGAUAUGAGAUGUUCUGUGGUGAGAAUACCAUGAGCCUGGCACCUAUACUUUGAACAACUUUGAUCAAGCCAAACAUACAGUUUUCCUCAUCGUGCUGCAACUCCUGAGAAAGAUCUCAAAUGGGUAUAAUACACAGAAACCAAACAGCUCAACUCUUUGCUGAAUAAUGACCAGAAAUCAUGAAAUAAGGAUUUGGACUGCAUUCUACAUUUUCUUAUAACCAAUCACAGCUUGUGCCUCAGAUCAUGUACAUGUAUAUAUUCGUCACUGUGAAACUAACUAGGUCCAUGCAGUGAUGCCCUUUAUUCUGUUAUUUGGAGCAGAACAUCUAUCAUUUGGAAUGAGUACAAUUCAUUGCUACAGUUCUGAAGUUAUUCUAGGAACUCUGCUGCUUUAUUUUAAUGUAGAAAUCCUAUGGGGUUUGUGAAAAAUACUUGCAGAUCAUUUCCUGAAUGGUCUAAGGAAGCAGUGGCUGUGCCAUAUAGUGAUGUAGUUCUCUUUUGUAAAAGCAUAAAUUCUUUGGUACUCAGGUUUCUAUAAUGCCACAAUUGCAUGAGUAAUUUUUGCAGUUGGAUUUCAAAUUCCCAUUUUGUGCCUUCAUGCCCUUACUCUUUCAAAAGGAGAAAUUUUCUACAAAUUUAGGAAGUAGUCUCACUCAUAGGAACUAUGCUUAGAAGAGCAACUCUCAAGCAGGUGUGGUGGUAUGCCUGUAAUCCUAGCACCUGGGAGGCAGAGGCAGGAGGAUCAAUCACGUCAACGCCUCUCAGCUACAUAGGGAAUCUGAAGUCAGCCUGGCUACAUAAGAGUCUCAAAAAACCCCAAAACAAAAAACAGACUUCCUCACCUUUUGAACACAUUAUUUUUGCCUUCUUAAAUUAGUAGCAACAGGGACUGUCUCAAUGUGCAGAGACCACAAUCUUCAUAUGUUGAACACAUCAUGAAGUGGUAAUUUAGAGCAUUCAGCUUCUGUAUUUACUUAUAUAUGAGGUAUUUUAGUGUAAAUUAUUUGAGUACUUCUUUUUCCCCCUUUCUGAAAGACAUUUGGAUAGUUUAUUUCUAGCUCCAGCUCAAGUAUCAGCUCUCUGAACCUCAUUCGUGGCAGUUAAGGCCUACUAUAAUAAUCUGCUCAUGCCUGUAUUGUGUGAAAUUACACUGCAUUGUAGUUACUUGACUACUUCUUCUACUAUUCUGUGAGCUUACUGAUAGUGAGACUCAUGUUUUACUGAUCUUGUUAUCUCCAUUAGUUAGCACAGUGCCUCACACAGAAUAAACACUGAACUGAUGGAUGGAUGGAGACACAUAACUAAAUUGGCUUAACUAAAUUCUAUUUAUAGAUUGCUCAGUCACUGGCUCAAGGGUGAGGAGAUACCAUUAUUAAGAAGUGGAUCAAUACAGAUUUUAACUUGCCCUCUCUAGAGUUAAUAGGGGCUAGCCAGGUGUAGUGGUGCACCUUUGAUGCCAGCACUAGGGAAGCAGGGCAGGCAGAUCUCUCUGAGAUCCAGGCCACCUAGGGCUAUAGGAAGACCCUGUCUCAAAACAACAAAAAGGAGUUAAUAGGGAUAUUUUUGCUUUUAAAUACAAAAGUCACUCUGAUUUUAUACUUACCUGUGUACCUCAAUGUAGAUGGCAUGAGGAUGAUGUAUAACACUAUGUAAAGUGCAAGUUUUUUAAAAUAAUUCAUAUGCUCACAA